AUGGAGUCGCAGAUUAAUGAAUUGGCAGUACUUCAGAUCAUAUACACGAUACUGUUGGUGCAAAACAAUGCAAGCAACGUGAAUGAAUAUAAAGUCUCAUUGGUGAAAUUAACGAACGAAUUUCAAAAUAACAUUCUAAUAAAUCAGAUUGUAAACCAUGAUAUGAAGCUGGAUAUCAACGAUAUAUUAGCGAUAAUUAAGAGAAUCUUUCCAAAUCAGAGAAUAUCAUUAAUCGAUGGACAGCUAAGUUUUCAUAAUUUAUCGUUGCGAGAGCUUGUUGCUGAUAUCAGUACUAGAGUGAACAGGUUUAUCAAAGAGCAGACUGAAGUGGUAAGAAGGCUGGAAGUGGAAAUAUUGGAACCAUCUACAACUCGUGCAAUACAAUCGCCACCACCUGCACAACCACAACCACAAUCACAGCAAUCGCAUCAACAGCGCAGUGUUGCAACAGUAGAUCCCAAAAAGGCCAAACUUCUGGAGCUGUACAGGGACACCGUAUUGAACAAACUGCAAAACAAGAGUAAUCAAAGCAAUAAUAAGAACCUUGAAUGGCUUUACGACACACUGUCAAGAAACAAAGACAUGGCAACGAUAGUAAGGGACAUUAUCAAGAUCGACUCUUUACGCAACGAUACGCCAACUAGUGUGCACGAAUUACAAUUGACGUUGCAGAAAAGCAUAUGCGAUGGACUGAUGUGUAGCUACACGGGCGAUAACACAUGGAAAAGCGCCAGGCAACUACAAGCCGACUUCGACGACACAGUACAAUUUAUGAGAAGAGCACUUGAGUAA
This is a messenger RNA of Zygotorulaspora mrakii, 792 nucleotides long. RefSeq names its product Eaf5p (gene EAF5). Lineage: Eukaryota; Fungi; Ascomycota; Saccharomycetes; Saccharomycetales; Saccharomycetaceae. The record is from RefSeq and is a predicted model, not a curated record. The coding region runs from base 1 to 792 and encodes 263 amino acids. The transcript has a single exon.